Molecule: messenger RNA, 2619 nt
Organism: Oncorhynchus kisutch (coho salmon)
Lineage: Eukaryota; Metazoa; Chordata; Actinopteri; Salmoniformes; Salmonidae
Gene: aatf
Product: apoptosis antagonizing transcription factor
Exons: 12
Coding region: 678-2333 (551 amino acids)
Biological process (GO): regulation of transcription by RNA polymerase II
Cellular component (GO): nucleus; nucleolus
Source: RefSeq, a predicted model, not a curated record
AGGUAUCCUGCUAACUGAUAUAAGAUAUAGUGAUGUGUAAGAAGUAUUGGCCUUAUUCGAGAGCAUCAAAACUGUAAUGUAUCAUGGGUAAAUUGUGAUUGACUGAUUGAUCUACAACUAAUAAUGAGUAGUUAUUUAUGAUGCAAGGUUCUUUGUAGAUAAGUCACCAAUGUUUCGGAGGAAACACCGUGCACUUGGCGACCUUAGUUAGCGUGCACUGCGUUUCGGACACAGGAGUCGCUGGUGCGCGAUGAGACAAGGGUAUCAUUACCGUGCCCUAGACCACUGCGCCAAUAUUUACAUUUUUUAACAUGAUAAUUAGGUCCUACAUGUAUGAAUUGACAGCAAAUAUUGUCAGUCACAACCCUGUAGCGGUUGCACUGUAAUUAUAGAAGUAGGCCUACGACAUAUAGAAAGUCGAUUAUAUAGUUACCAUUUAGUAGAUGUUAUACUUUACCUACAGGGUUUACGGUGUUUAACUACAAUUAAGUCGGAUAUUAGUAAUCCACACUGCAUUAUCUUAAUUAUUUCAGUAAUCCAUAUUACGUAGGCUAAAAAACAACCUCUGCUUGAUUGAAGUUGCGCUGUAGCAGUUCUAUUAUUCUAUUUCUAUCUGGGAGUCGCGUCUUGAUGACGUAGGCGUAACAUGUGUGAGUUGUGAGUAAGUACAUUGAACGAUGGCUGGCCACAUAUCACAACAGCUGGAAGAUUUAUUAAAUCCUUUGCCCAAGUUCACAGAUCCAGAGGACGAUCAUGAUGAAGAGACGAAAGCCAAGGUGGUGGAGGCGUUUGAUGAGGGUGACGAUGAGGAUGAAGCUGUGGUUACCUUGAGUGGGCUCCGGAAGAAAGCUAUCACUCUGCUGGAAGAGACUGACAAACGGUACCUGGGCAAGGCAACAUCUCGUAAAAACCUGCUGAAGGAGAUCGAAGGGUCUGGAGAGGAUGAUGAUGAUGAUGAAGAGGAGGAAGAUGAUGACGAUGCUGAUCUGGAGGAUGGAGAGGCUGAAGCUGGAGAUGAUGAUGAUGAGGAUGAUGAUGAAGAGAUUGAGAGUGACAUCGCUCAAAUGAAAAGCUUGGUGUCUAGGCUGAAGGAGACUGACAUCACACUUUCCUCAGUGACAGACUUCCAUAAGCUAACAGAGGGAAUGGAUGAUCUUGGAGCGAGCGAAGAUGAUGAUGAUGAUGAAGAAAGUGAUGAUGAGGAUGGAGAGAGUGAAGAGAAGGAGAUUGAGAAUGAAGCUGACGAUGUGGAAGCUGUGAUGACAUUCUCUAAAGAGAAAGUGGAUGAAGAGGUGGAGAAAGGGAAAGCUGUGAAAGAUCAACUUGCUCUUUGGGACCAGCUACUUGAGGGGCGAAUUAAAAUGCAGAAAGUUCUUCUGACAGCCAAUAAGCUGCCACAACCACAUACCUUCCCAGAGUUCAAGAAGAGGGGCGGAGCAGAGUUUGCUGGAGCGUUGAAGAAUAGUCACAAAGCCCUGAAGGCUCUCCAGAGGUCUCUACUGGAGCUACAGGACCAGCUGCUCCAUCAGAACCCAGACACCAGGCCCAUCUCCCUGGGCAACACCUGGGGAGCACACAGUGAGGAGGAGAUUCACAGUGAUGAGGAGGAGAUUCACAGUGAUGAUGAAGAGGAAAGGAAGGAAGCAGUGGAACCGACAGGUCCUCCCAAACGGAAGCUGGAGAUGGCAGAGUACCCAGACUUCAUGGCCAAGCGCUUCGCUGACUUCCAGCCAUACCGCGAUGCCACGCUGCAAAAAUGGCACGACAAGACCCAGCUGACCAUGGGAAAGAGCAGCAAGGGUUUUGGGGCAUUUGACAGAAACAUCCUGAUCCAGGUGGAACAGGUGCUAAUGGACAAGGACAGGCUGUUGAGACGCACCCAGACCAGACGCUCCGAGUACAGAGUCCUGGGCAAGCUAGAGGCCACUGCCCCUGUAACCGAGACCACCACUGCAGGGGGAGAGGGGACAGAGCAGGUGCUGAAAGCCAAUACGCAUCUGAAAGACCUGGACGAGGAGAUCUUUGAUGAUGAUGAUUUCUAUCACCAGCUUCUGCGAGAGCUUAUUGAACGUAAAACGAGUGCUGCAGACCCCAACGACCAGGUGGCUAUGGGCAGACAAUGGCUGGCCAUUCAGAAGCUCCGCAGUAAGAUCAAGAAGAAAGUGGACACCAAGGCCAGCAAGGGACGCAAAGUCAGGUUCCACGUCCACAGUAAGCUGGUGAACUUCAUGGCCCCCAUUGACCACCUCUCCAUGAAUGAUGGCGCACGGACUGAGUUGUAUCGCUCACUGUUCGGGAAGAACUCGUUUGCUGAAAGUGCGGUGCGGGAGUGACAUGCUCUGAGCGAGCAGGAGAGGUGGACAGCACAGAAGACAGAAAGCACCCAGGAGAUAAACACAAUACACUUCUUCUGGUCCAGUCCUGCUCCUCUAAAAGCUUAUGGACAGUCUCAAGGUUAGUUCAGACUGGAACCAGCCAGUCUGACUGGUUUGGACUCUGCUUCAAAGGCUUGAAGAGACUGCUUUCUCUACACAUUUUGAUACUGUCAGGAAAAACUACAUUUUUCUAUUGUCCCUUUUUAAAUGUCUCUUUUUGUGAAUAAAUACCAAUGUGAUUUCU